AUGCCGCAGUCGCCGCAUUCCAGCACGGAUCUUGGACGGCAGUUAGAGCUGGAUGGAGAGAGGAAAUUCAAUCGUCUUGGCUGGAAGCGUCUCACGGUCGUGCUGUUUGUGGAGGCGAUUGCGCUUGGGAGUCUGAGUCUUCCUGCGGCGUUUGCGACCCUCGGUAUGGUGGCAGGGAUUAUAUGUACGGUGGGAAUAGGUUUUAUUGCAACGUACGCCAGCUACGAGGUCGGGGCUGUCAAGCUCAAGUACCCAGAGAUCAACAACUACGGCGAUAUAGGCCGGCUGCUUCUCGGAGAAUGGGGCUUCUGGCUGGUGACGCUGUCCUUCAUGUGUGGCAUGCUGCUGAAUGUCGGAUCACACUGUCUCACUGGCACAAUUGCCCUGGCUGAUAUCACGCAAAGCGACGUCUGUGGUGUUGUAUUCGGCGCUGUCUCUGCUGUGAUUCUAUUCCUCCUAGCCAUCCCUCCAGCGUUUGCCGACCUCGCUAUCCUCGGCUACAUCGAUAUCGUUUCGAUCCUUGUCGCCAUCGGAAUCACAUUCAUAGCCACAGGCAUCCAGCAGUCCAAACAACCAGGGGGCAUCAAGAGUUCAGACUGGUCCGCCUGGCCCGCAGAGGACAUCGACUUCUCCUCCGCCAUGGUCGCCAUCAACAACAUCGUCUUCGCAUACUCCUUCGCAAUCGCGCUCCCCUCCUUCAUGAGCGAGAUGCACACCCCAAGGCACUACGUCAAGUCCGUCUGCACCCUCGGCGCCUUCCAAGCCUUUCUCUACACAGUCAUCGGGGCCGUCAUCUACGCAUUCGUCGGACAAGCCGUGCAAGCCCCCGCCCUGCUUUCCGCUGGCCCUGUCGUCUCCAGAGUCGCCUUUGGCAUUGCCCUCCCGGUGAUUUUCAUCUCGGGCUCGAUCAACAUCAGUAUCGGGGCGAGGUAUAUCCACGGGAAUAUAUACCGCGAUUCGCUCACGCGCUACGUCAAUUCUAAACGCGGCUGGGUUACUUGGGUUAUGCUGGUUGCUGUGUGUACCGCCAUCUCGUGGAUAGUGUCCGAGGCGAUCCCUGUCUUCACCACGAUAUUGUCCAUCAGUGGUGCUUUGCUCAACUCGGGUCUGUGUUACUAUAUCCCUGCGCUGAUUUGGUUCGUCCUCGUGAAGGAGGGGAGUUGGUAUAGUCGCAGGAACUGGCUCAGGGCGUGCUGUAAUGCGCUGGUCUUUUUGUUUGGGAUUGGCGUUUUGGGGUGUGGCACGUAUGCGACUAUUGUUGUUUUGAUACGACAGACUAGGGAUGGUGUGACUGGCCGUCCUUUUGCAUGUUCGAAGUCGUAG
Messenger RNA from Aspergillus versicolor CBS 583.65, 1323 nucleotides. RefSeq lists its product as uncharacterized. Gene Ontology annotation, biological process: amino acid transmembrane transport. NCBI's taxonomy places the organism in Eukaryota, Fungi, Ascomycota, Eurotiomycetes, Eurotiales, Aspergillaceae. Gene Ontology annotation, molecular function: amino acid transmembrane transporter activity. The transcript has 2 exons. The record is from RefSeq and is a predicted model, not a curated record. The coding region runs from base 1 to 1323 and encodes 440 amino acids. Gene Ontology annotation, cellular component: vacuolar membrane.